Molecule: messenger RNA, 1233 nt
Organism: Perkinsus marinus ATCC 50983
Lineage: Eukaryota; Perkinsozoa; Perkinsida; Perkinsidae
Product: DNA polymerase delta catalytic subunit, putative
Exons: 10
Coding region: 1-1233 (410 amino acids)
Biological process (GO): DNA-templated DNA replication; DNA replication proofreading; base-excision repair, gap-filling
Cellular component (GO): delta DNA polymerase complex
Molecular function (GO): 3'-5'-DNA exonuclease activity; nucleotide binding; DNA-directed DNA polymerase activity
Source: RefSeq, a predicted model, not a curated record
AUGGGCACGUCCUGGUAUCUUUGCGGAGAUGUUCUGUUCAUUGUGACGCCUGGUCAUUCAAAAUUUCGAGUCGUCGGUAUUCCACAACUCAUUAGACUCCGCUUGAAGCCCCCAUUUAGAUAUCGCGUUGAGAAUGGUUACGCUCACGAUGCUACAGUGAUAUAUGGUGAUACGGAUUCCGUGUUCGUGAAGUUCGGCUGUGACACGGUGGAAGAGGCCAUGAAACUGGGACAGGAGGCAGCAGCCUUCGUCUCGACUACCUUCAUCGAUCCUAUCAAGCUUGAGUUUGAGAAGGUCUACUUCCCGUACUUGCUGAUGAACAAGAAACGCUACGCUGGGCUGUAUUGGACUAAUCCCGUGAAGGCAGACAAGCUUGACGCUAAAGGUAUCGAAACUGUGAGAAGAGAUAACUGUGAGUUGGUGAAAGUGGUGGUAGAGAACACACUGAACAUCAUCUUGAAAGAAAGCUCCUUGGAUCGUGCUAUUGCAUUCAUUCGGAAAACCUUGUCGGAACUCCUACAGAAUAAGGUUGAUAUGUCAAUGCUUGUCAUUUCGAAGUCCUUGGCAAAGGGCAUGGAAGACGGGGCCUACGCAGCGAAGCAAGCCCAUGUGGAGCUGGCCAAACGAAUGGCUCAGCGAGAUCCUGGCAACGCCCCUGCUAUUGGGGACCGAAUUCAAUAUGUCAUCAUAAGAGCACCGAAGGGAGUAGCACAGUACGAGAAGGCAGAAGACCCUCUAUACGCAGUCGAAAAUAACAUACCUAUAGAUGGGCAACAUUAUAUAGACCAUCAGCUGAAGCAGCCCUUGAUGAGGAUAUUCGAGAACAUUCUUCCCAAUGCAGAAGCUGUCCUCUUUACCGGUGAACACAUGCGAAAGGUGUUCCAAUCGGGAGCCUCGGCCACUGGUGGUCUCUCUAUGUUCCUCAAGAAAACCCACAAAUGUCUGUCGUGUAAGGCUGUCCUGAAGGAUGGUCACGGUGGUGCCUUGUGCCAGCAUUGCAAGAACGUGAAGGAGGGACAGGUCGUUAUUGAGAAGACCAACGAGCUGCGAGCCUUGGAGGUGCAAUUCUCGCGUUUGUGGAGCGAAUGUCAACGAUGUCAAGGGAGUGUAGAACAAGACGUUAUAUGUACAUCGAGAGACUGUCCAGUAUUCUACCGCCGUGCUAAGGUACGAAAAGACGCCGCGAGGGCUGCUGAUGCCGUGAGUCGUCUGAGAGAAGCGGUAGAUUGGUAG